Molecule: messenger RNA, 1065 nt
Organism: Vicia villosa (hairy vetch)
Lineage: Eukaryota; Viridiplantae; Streptophyta; Magnoliopsida; Fabales; Fabaceae
Exons: 1
Coding region: 1-1065 (354 amino acids)
Source: RefSeq, a predicted model, not a curated record
AUGAAGAUCUUAUGUGGAGGUACUUUUCCUUCUUCCUCUCUUUCUUCUUUUUCUUCUUUUUCUUCUCCUUCUUUUGGUUCCGUUUGGUGGAGGGAUUUGGUGUCUAUUGGAGGGAGGGGGGUUUAUGGGGAGAGAGAUCCUAUGGAGUCUUUUUGUCGGUUUAGAGUUAGGAAUGGGUUUUCUACUCCGUUUUGGGAAGCCUCAUGGUUGGAUUCUUGUUGUUUAAAGAAGGUUUUUCCUUGUUUGUUUGAGGUGUCGGGGUUGAAGAGAGUGGCGGUGGCGGGCAUGGGAGGAUGGGUUGAUGGAGUGUGGUCGUGGGGGAAUUUAGGGUUCAAUCCGUUGGAUUUGAGCGCUCAUAAUUUGGUUUCGGAUUUGGCUUCUUUGGGGGUUUUGUUGGAAGGCCGCGGUCCGGGUAAGGGGGAGUCCGAUACCGUGGAGUGGAUGGCCGAAGCGGAUGGUGUCUUUUCCGUUGCUUCUUGUUAUAAGUUUUUUGCCGGGUUCCGUAUUCCGUUUGGUCCUUCAAAUAAAUUUGAUGGGGCAUUGAGCUUGAUAUGGAAAAUGGAAGUUCCUUUUAAAAUUAAGGCUUUUGGGUGGAGGGUCUUGGUUAAUAGACUACCUACAAAGGAUUUAUUGCUUCGGAAAGGUAUUACUUUUUCGGGAGAUUUUUCCAAGUGUGUUUUUUGUGGUGUUCAUCCGGAAAGUAUGAUGCACUCUUUCUUUUUAUGCCCUUCGGUUGCUUUGGUUUGGUCUUCAAUGGCUAGGUGGAUAGGCAAACCUUAUGGUGGGAUGGAGGAGAAUUGUUUGGGUGGUUUUUUGGAUUGGUUGUCCUUUUGUAAAAUGAAGAAAGUUAAAGAAGGUAAACUAGGAGUAGUUUGGUUAGCAACUUUAUGGUCUCUUUGGUUGUAUAGAAAUGGUGUGUGUUUUCGGAAUGAGGUGUGGAAUGUGGAUAAUACUAUUUGGAGCAUCAAGGUUUUGGUGUGGAAGUGGGCUUUUAUAGGAGAUAUUACUCAUCCUAUUUGUGGCUUCUACGAUUUCAACAAAGAUCCUUUGUUAUUUAUUUCGUAG